AUGGAUCCAAAUACAGCAUUUACUAUCAAGGCAGCCUCCAUCUCUGAUGUUCCCACGCUGGCAAAGAUCUUCAGUGAUUCUUUCCUCGAUGACCGUCACACACAAAUGAAAAGCCAGGGCAAAGACCCAUAUGAUCUGGAACAAUCAAUGGCGGCAGACCUGCCUCGACAGAUCGCAUCGCCUACCUCGAUCCUUUUGAAAGCAGUCGACGAGUCCACAGGAGAGAUCGUGGGCUGGAUAAGCUGGGGCUUUCGAGGAUUUAGUCACACUGAGAUUGCGGGGCUAGACCCCGACGUCGCAGGAUUGAUCUCCAAUGAACCCGGGUCUCAAAAGCCUGCCGAGAAAGAGAAAAGAAUUGAAGCAUCUCAAGAGCGGCAGCCUAAGUUCGAACCAGACCUUGUUGAUGAAAGUCCAAUCAAACAGCUUGAAAGGAUCACAGAUGCUGAUCUAAGGCGCUGGAUGGAUAAAGUCAUGCCGGACGGCACGAGGUGCAUGUUUGUAAUUUCUCUUUGUGUCUCGCCCAAAUGGCAGGGAAAGGGCGUCGGGGCAUCUCUCCUACACUGGGGUACUCAGACAGCUGACGCGGUCGGGGCUUUUAUCUGGGUUCAUUCAUCAGAGGGAGCAUGGCGGAUGUACCAGAAGCAUGGCUUUGAAAUCUUGGAAACCCUUGAUGUUGAUUUAGAUCGGUAUGCUCCUUCGCCGCUACUAAACAACCGGGGCGGGAUUGAAAAGUGGGGACAUUAUGUCUUCAGAUAUAUGAAGCGACUUCCACAGGGCUAG
Molecule: messenger RNA, 780 nt
Organism: Penicillium riverlandense
Lineage: Eukaryota; Fungi; Ascomycota; Eurotiomycetes; Eurotiales; Aspergillaceae
Product: GNAT family N-acetyltransferase
Exons: 1
Coding region: 1-780 (259 amino acids)
Molecular function (GO): acyltransferase activity, transferring groups other than amino-acyl groups
Source: RefSeq, a predicted model, not a curated record